AUGUCGCUCUCCCUCUACGACACCAGCGUCGGCGUCUUCAUCCGCCAGCUCAAAAACCUCUCCGCCGUCCUCCAAAAAGCCGAAACCUGGUGCGACGACAACGGCAAGCCGCACGCGGAGCUGCUCGAGGCCCGGCUGUCGCCCGACAUGUACCCGCUCACGUCGCAGAUCCGGCUCGCGGCGCGGUGGGCCCGCAACGGCGCGCUGCUGAACGAGGGCUACGCCUUCAAGGCCACGGACGGCAAGCCCGAGCUCAGGCACACGUUUGCCGAGCUGCAGCAGCUCGUGCACGAUGCGAUGGAGUUCCUGCAGGCGGUCAGGCCGGAGGACAUUGCGGGGGCGGAGAACAGGCCCGUGUCGGUGUGGUCGUCUGGCGAGGAGGGACAGGGCCAUAACGUCAAGCUGGACGCGGGCCACAAGCUGCUCAGCCAGGUCAUCUUCCCGAACUUUUGGUUCCACGACUCCAUGGCCUAUGCGAUUUGCAGGAUGAAGGGCGUUCCGGUGGGGAAGCUGGACUUCCUCAUGGGCGGCGCCGGCCCCGUCGGGUAG
Diplodia corticola is the source of this 549-nucleotide messenger RNA. RefSeq lists its product as uncharacterized. Bases 1 to 549 code for a protein of 182 amino acids. The transcript has 3 exons. The record is from RefSeq and is a predicted model, not a curated record. NCBI's taxonomy places the organism in Eukaryota, Fungi, Ascomycota, Dothideomycetes, Botryosphaeriales, Botryosphaeriaceae.